UCCGCCCAAAUGUCUAUUGGUGGAUACACUAGGUGGCUGGGUACAGGGUAGGUCCCUUUACCGAGAGUUCACAGGAGGUGGCUAGCUAGUUACUUAGCUAACUAGCUAAUACUUUGCUACAUUUUGACACGAAGACGUUUCUAACCCAUUAGCUGCUAACUACACACAUUUACGAUGGAUAGUAUAAAGGACGGCUGGUUCACAGAGACAUGUACACUGUGGCCUGGACAAGCAAUGAGUCUUCAAGUGGAAGAGGUUCUGUACCAUCAAAAAUCUAAAUUUCAGGAUGUCAUGGUUUUUAAAAGUAAAACCUAUGGGAAUGUUCUCGUUUUGGAUGGCGUUAUCCAGUGUACUGAACGUGAUGAGUUUUCCUACCAAGAAAUGAUUGCCAAUCUCCCUCUGUGCUGCCACCCCUGCCCUAAAAAGGUCUUGAUAAUUGGUGGAGGAGAUGGAGGAGUCUUGAGGGAGGUGGUGAAGCACUCACUGGUGGAGUCAGUGGUCCAGUGUGAGAUUGAUGAGGAUGUCAUUAAUGUGUCUAAGAAGUACCUUCCUGGGAUGGCUAAGGGCUUCUUCAGUCCUAAACUUACUCUGCACGUGGGAGACGGGUUUGAGUUCAUGAAACAGAACCAGGAUGCGUUUGAUGUCAUCAUCACUGAUUCAUCUGACCCUGUUGGGCCGGCUGAGAGCUUGUUUAAGGAGUCGUAUUACCAGCUCAUGAAAACAGCCCUGCGGGAUGGUGGGAUUCUCUGUUGCCAAGGGGAGUGUCAGUGGCUCCAUUUGGAGCUGAUCAAAGAGAUGCGCACCUUCUGCAAGACUCUGUUUCCUGUGGUGGACUACGCCUACUGCACCAUCCCCACCUACCCCAGUGGUCAGAUUGGCUUCAUGCUGUGCAGUAAAAACCCAGUGACAGAUUUCCGGAAACCUUUGAGAGAACUGCCGAGGGACGAGGUGGAGAGUAUGAACCUGAAGUACUACAACCCAGAGAUCCACAGAGCAGCGUUCGUUCUCCCCGAGUUCGCAAGAAAGGUUCUAAGUGAAGCAUAAAUUUCUAUGGAGAAGCUGAUUUAUUCCUCACAGGACCAUGAGCGCUAACAGAACAAACCCCUCACAACAGCUGCAGUACUUGAACCUUUUUGCCAGUCUGUCUCUGCCCUGACCCACCCGCCAAACAGGGGGGGGGGCGGAGCUUCGCUGAAGACCAGCUCUGACAGGGCAGGGAAGACCCGCGGAACUCAGAACGUUUGAGGAAGUAAUAGAUUCCAUUCUUCCUUCCAGUCUUACAUUUUUUUAUUUUUGUACAUAUUUUCUCUUGUCCUUUUGUUGUUGAUCGAAGUCAUCAGCCGCAUACAUUAAGCCGUAAAAAGACAUGGUCGGUCGACCGGUCGCAGAGAGAUGCGUCUGAUUGGUGCAGAGCCGUGGGCCGGUUUGUUACUCCCUCAGUGUGGUACAGGAAGCAUCUCCAGUCGUGAACUUAAUUGUUGCAGAUUACAAUAAAUAAAUGUAGUGUUGCUCGGAAUUUACAGUUAAUUGAGCUCUUAUGAGAAAGAGAAUUGCGCUUAAGUACGUUUCCACUGGCUCUGUGCCUCAAAAAAUCUCCCAUAUUUACCACGCUAAAACCCAUAUUUGCAAGAGAUGAUGAGAUGAUUUUUAUAGCAUAUUUAAGAUCCAAAGGACCGUAGUAAAUCCCUUGGAAUGUUUUUUUUUUUUUUCUUUUUUUUUUUCUUCCCCAUCUGUAAACAAAUUUUAGCACCAUGGGAAAAUAUCUAUGGAAUAUGUGAAUCAGGGACUCACAUGUGACCAAGAGGAAAUCUGUUUUUCAGAAACCAUGGCGCACGCAUACAGUGCAGUCAUCCAAAUCGUGCUGUAACAAAUCGGUGGUUGGUGAUACUCGUGUUGUACAGAGUGAAUCUGCUGAAAUGACGGGUUUAAAGUAAGACCCCUUUUCACUCUGUACAGCUCUGUGAAGUUUGUCAAAGCAAUGUGAACAUACAAAACCCUUUAAACAUACAUUUGGCUAAAUUUCAUGUAAAUUCAGAACAGGUUUUAAGGGAAAUGAUUAUCCAUGCCUGCUUUGUCAAAGAUAACGGUUAUAUAAAUGCAAGACUCCUGGUUUACGUAAUGAAAUCGAGAUCAUUGCCAUUGAUUCACUGGUGUCAAUACCUUAUUUUAUUUGUUAUUCAAUAAUCAAAUUACAUUUGUUUACUAUAAUGAUAAAAUCCUGCAGCCACUGUAUGCCAACUCUGAUCGGUUUAUGAAGGACAGAAAUGUUGCAUCAAGUAAAAGUUCACUCCAAAUAUUUGUGCACUUAUUUUUUUUGUUAAUUUGCAAGGCUUACCUUGCCGUCUUUCCAUAGGGAGUUGAUGUUACAUAAGCUCAGAAUUGGUAUCAUGUUUUAACACCCUGUAAAAUAUGAAUUUGUCAGUCAAUUUCAUUAACUGGAAAUCGGAGGCUUUUUCCUGCGUUAAAAUAAGGGUGCUUAGAGCGGUAUUUGGGGUGGCGCUUCAGUCUUACCUGUGCAUGUAUUGUGGGUAUUCUGGGAGCUGAUGUGUACUUCUUGUAAUCAUAUUUUUCAGUUCAUUGCAUUGUAAAGUCCUGCAACCAUGUUUUCAAAUAAAGAUAUAUGUCCCCUAAUCACUAA
Anguilla anguilla (European eel) is the source of this 2638-nucleotide messenger RNA. It is a transcript of the gene srm, whose product is annotated as spermidine synthase. NCBI's taxonomy places the organism in Eukaryota, Metazoa, Chordata, Actinopteri, Anguilliformes, Anguillidae. Gene Ontology annotation, cellular component: cytosol. The transcript has 8 exons. Gene Ontology annotation, biological process: spermidine biosynthetic process. Bases 175 to 1044 code for a protein of 289 amino acids. The record is from RefSeq and is a predicted model, not a curated record. Gene Ontology annotation, molecular function: spermidine synthase activity.